ACUACAGAACCAGGACAACUGGACACAUACAGCCACUGCCCUACACCUCCCAGACUCCCAGGAGCCACGCCUCAAGCCCCGCUACUGAAGCAUCGGUUGUCUUCUCUCCGCUGUGCCACCACUAUGAAGAGUCCUAUGUUGGCACUGCUGUUGCUUUGUCUUUGUGUGCCUGGGCACUGUAACUGCCAGGCUGAAUGCUUCUCCUGCGCCCAGCUUCUGCCAAAAGAACUCAACUUUAACAUCAUGGUAUGUGUGGUGGAGUGUGAGGGCAGCAUCUCUUCAGCAUACACCUGGGACCUCUGUCGCAAGGCCUCUGUGGCAUCACAGUUCCCCUCCCUGUCUCUAAGGGGCACCAUGCUAAAACGAGCACAGGAGCGGGUGGAAGCUCUGCUACCAGAAGCAGAGGAAGAACAGGGGGAGGAGGGACUCCUGUAUGGGCCAACUCUUCAGCGUUACGACCAGGUGUCCCAUGCUCUCGGCCUGGACCAGCUGGAUUUGGACAGCUGGAACAAUCAGCUUGCAGGCUCCGCUGGCUACAACUCGCAGCAGCCCCAGGCUGAGGAGGAAGUUGAGGGGGAAGGGGUGGAGGGAGAAGUUGCAAUGGAGCAGGGGCAGGAAGGAGCAGGGCUGAGCCUGUCAAAGCGCUUUGGGGGCUUUCUCAAAGGGAAGCACGGUUACAGGAAGUUGAUGGACCCAGGGAGGUCGUUCCAGAAGCGUUAUGGAGGGUUUAUUGGCGUUCGUAAAUCUGCCCGCAAGUGGAACAACCAGAAACGCUUCAGUGAGUUCCUGAAGCAGUACCUGGGAAUGAGCACCCGGGCCAGCGAGUACAACAGCAUGUCUGAGGACUUCACCCAGCAGAGCGAGGUGUAGCCCCACCCAUAACCCUGUCCAUAACACAUGACACAUGGCCCAGGCUCUAAACCAGGCCUCAACCACCACAUACUGAAGGCUAUUUUAGACCCCAUUGCUUGACAUGUCGUGCAACAGUUUUGGGGCGAUUUACCAACGUUCUAUUGUCGGAUGACUUCAAAGAUGUAAUUGUUGUUAUUCAAAAGUAUAUACCCAAUAGCGACAGCAGGUUGUAACACUGUACUGCCCCUCCACUUUGACAAUUCAUAAUUAAACACAUGCUUGCCUUUAUUCCCUCUCCAAAUUGAUAUUACAAUUUGUUACUUUACAAACAACUAAGAAAUCCAUUAACAGAGUUACUAACGAGCCUAAUAUUUUACAUUUAUCAAGAUAUCCAUGAACGUCUAUUCAUGUAUUGGAUCCUGAGCCUUGCUCUCAAAUAACCAUGGCAAGUUUGGUACUUUUUAUCUGCAACAUGCAGGAUAACCGUCGCAAUGUCACCAGAGUGAAGUAGUUCAGAGAUAAAGUAACUUUGAGUAUAAACUAUCAUUGCAACAUUUUGAUUCUCAGUUGUAGCCCGACAUGUUGAGUAAUGGAUUAUAAACCAACCUUAUUACCUGCAACCCGCAAACAACCAUGUUUCAACCCUGCCCCAUAAAAACAUGCACACGCACACACACACACACAUACUUAAACAUACAGUACCAGUCAAAAGUUUGGACAGAAAAUGUGUACUGGUACUGUACAUGGGCGCACACACACAUGCAUGUACAUGAAUACACCUCUCAAAGUAAAAUUUGCCACCUUGGAGAAUGAUCUAUCCUGACCACAACCUCAUGGAUAUUCACAAUGAAGUCAAAGACAUGGAUCACUAUCAGCUUCAGCCUUAAAUAUUCUCUCAUAGAUGAGAAUGAUAACAUGUUGAUAACGAUAAGGUAUUAAGCAUAAACUAUUAAUGAAGUGUGUAUAAUUAGAUUUUCUGAAAAAUUCCAUCCAAUACUGUUAC
Hypomesus transpacificus is the source of this 1855-nucleotide messenger RNA. It is a transcript of the gene pnoca, whose product is annotated as prepronociceptin a. The coding region runs from base 124 to 870 and encodes 248 amino acids. The transcript has 3 exons. Lineage: Eukaryota; Metazoa; Chordata; Actinopteri; Osmeriformes; Osmeridae. Gene Ontology annotation, biological process: sensory perception; neuropeptide signaling pathway; chemical synaptic transmission. Gene Ontology annotation, cellular component: dendrite; neuronal cell body; axon terminus. Gene Ontology annotation, molecular function: opioid receptor binding. The record is from RefSeq and is a predicted model, not a curated record.